This is a messenger RNA of Vicia villosa (hairy vetch), 1143 nucleotides long. Its product is annotated as thioredoxin-like protein AAED1, chloroplastic. Bases 155 to 910 code for a protein of 251 amino acids. The record is from RefSeq and is a predicted model, not a curated record. NCBI's taxonomy places the organism in Eukaryota, Viridiplantae, Streptophyta, Magnoliopsida, Fabales, Fabaceae. The transcript is spliced from 7 exons. Gene Ontology annotation, molecular function: antioxidant activity.
AUCAUAAAUUCUGUUAUUGGCGUGGAGAAAGGAAAACCUCUCCCGCCACGGAAAAUCUAUUGUGUCUCCUUCUCUCUUCGUAGUCACAAUCUCACUCUCCCUAGAUUCAUCUUCUCUAGGUUUCAUCAUCUUCAUUCCGAUUUGGAACAAACCAAUGGCUGCAACUCUUCAAUCUCCACGACUUCCUUUUCAUCCAUCUAUCAAACCCCUAAAUUCAUACACUUUCCCAAUCUCUACCGUUCAUUACUCCCCCAAAUCGAGUACCUUCAAGGGUUCAUUUGUCCUCACCCGCAACAAACCAGUGCUUUCUUCCAAAGCUUCCAGUUCGCAGUACAGUUCCACUGUUACAGAAAAUCUCGGUGACAUUAGCAUUUUCACGGCCGCCGGUGAGCCUGUCAUGUUCAAAGAUCUUUGGGACCAGGAACAGGGAAUAGCUGUGGUGGCACUUUUGAGGCACUUUGGAUGCCCAUGCUGCUGGGAAUUGGCUUCAACCUUGAAAGAAUCCAAAUCAAGGUUUGAGUCAGCUGGUGUCAAGUUAAUUGCAGUGGGUGUUGGUGCUCCCGAUAAAGCCCGUAUUCUUGCCGAACGAUUACCAUUUCCAAUGGAUUCCCUGUAUGCAGAUCCUGACCGCAAGGCAUAUGAUUUUCUAGACCUCUACUAUGGGUUUGGCCGUACUUUCUUCAAUCCAGCCAGUGCAAAGGUGCUAUCGAGAUUUGAUGCUUUGCAAAAAGCGACCAAAAACUAUACAAUAGAAGCCACUCCAGAUGAUAGAAGUGGUGUUUUGCAACAGGGAGGGAUGUUUGUGUUUAGAGGAAAAGAGCUAUUAUAUGCUAGGAAAGACGAAGGAACAGGUGAUCAUGCCCCUUUAGAUGAUGUUUUUGAUGUUUGCUGCAAAGUUCCUGUUGCUUAACUGUACUGUAUAAAGUUAUAAAUUUGCACGACAUUAGGAAUGUUCAGUUUAUUAAGUUUUUAUUAGAAUAGGAUUCACUGGAAUCAUACAAGAGACAACAUAUAAAAAUCAUAUUUAUAUCAUUCAAUCUGCAAGCCUUUUUGUAAUUUAGUAUUACAUAAAGUAGUUCAUUGUGAACUUAAGUAUAUUGUACCAAAGCUUGAGUUAGAAAUGGCAAAUUGGCAAUUGUCACA